This is a messenger RNA of Puccinia graminis f. sp. tritici CRL 75-36-700-3, 2389 nucleotides long. RefSeq lists its product as uncharacterized. The transcript has 4 exons. Bases 286 to 2289 code for a protein of 667 amino acids. NCBI's taxonomy places the organism in Eukaryota, Fungi, Basidiomycota, Pucciniomycetes, Pucciniales, Pucciniaceae. The record is from RefSeq and is a predicted model, not a curated record.
UCUUCUUGUAUCCUUGACUUUCUUUGUUGGCUGUUUUGUGUGACGAUCGACCCGCAACUAUUUCUUUUUUUUUGUUUCUUCAAAAAAAAUAAACAAGGCGAACAAGAGCAUCCACCGAAUCGCGGAAUUCAUGCCCCGCAAAUUCCCAGCAAUCUUCCGGAGCUGUUAAGGCAUUCUCCUGACCAAGUCUCUCAACCUACCACUUACCUUGGCUCAGUCCAUCCAGGCCUUGCUCCUGGCUAUAACAUUCCUUGGCCGGUUGAGCAACAGAUAGCUAAUAACCCUAUGCAUCCGAUCCAACCGCCACAAUUGGCGCAACGGUCCCAACAGUCUGAAUAUAAUAAAAACCCCAAGAAUUUGAAGAUCUUUGCUCCAGCCUCCGAAGAAGUCUUGUCCCAUCAUCCUGUUGAAUCAAGCAAGUUGCCCGGAUUAGGUCCUCAAGAUUUAUAUCCUUCUUCAGACUAUCACCGAGCCCAACCUCGACUGCCUAACAUUGACUGCUUGCGCACGACUGACGCAAGUCGUCAGACCUAUCAAGAUCCGCUGUUGCCCAGAGGCACAACAGAACAGACCAGUCACCCAAGCAUGAACCAUUCUUACUUGUAUUCCCCCCUGUAUUAUCACCCUCAUGUCCAACCUGCUUAUCCAGCCAUCAUCCCUAAUUCACCCUAUCCUUCCUAUCAUAGUCCAUACCAACGCAAUUUCCCUCUUUCUCCACAAUAUCUUGCAUCCCCUUAUUUUCCAGCCCCUCCAAAGACCAAGCCGGACCCGCAACAGGAACCUAUCCUGAAUGAUGAGGAUUUCUACGAACCUAUCGCCCUGGUUUAUGAAUCAGCAGAUGAGAAAGAAUUGGACCGGCUACUUAGGACAAAGACCGAUUCCAUUCUCAAACUCGAUCCUUUCACUAAUAAGAUUAAUGUCGACUUUGGCUAUGGGCCUUUGCCCAGCCUCGCCGAUUAUCAAAUUGAUAAAACCAAAAUUGGAUAUCAUGAUGCGUUUAACAUUGACGAUUUGUACUUGUUCGAAAUGGCGCUUCGUCUAGAUGAACUACUGACCGACAAAGAACGGUUGCGGCGUUGGGACCAACGACUCAGUUGGGAGAACUCCGAAGACAAGCGAGAUUAUUGGACCAGAUUGUCGGACAUUGACCGGUCACGGAUCGGGAUCGGUACAGGCAGCUGGUGGGCGUAUCGAUUAUUUGGAGUGCCAUUCAACUCAAGGUAUGGGUACUAUAGGAUUUUGUUAGGCCAGAGCGGCCUGUUCUCCAUACGCUCUACCGCCUUUUGCAGGGGAACCUUUCAAGCUCAUUAUCCACUAACCGGACAGCUCAAGUCGAGGUUUCCGGUGUGGAGAGAUGGUGGGUUGGGACUGGGUCGCAGCCUGAUCGCCUGGGUCGACGAUCGUCCGGCUGUGCCUAAGCCGUCUAGCAAGGAGACGACGACGGAUCCGAAAGCCAAAGAGGCUCAAGAAAUCCAGAAACGGAAUCAAGAGAUCCUCAAUCGAUAUUUUCGUGCCGAGUAUGAUCGCACCAAUCUGAUCAACACCAUCAGACAAUCAUCGGCCAUCGUCCUGCAGUCUCCUCGAACAUUCCCACAAGCCUAUCAUCCCAUCCAUGGCCAUCAUCCGCCAUACAUCCAACGCACCACUAGAGUUCCUGAGCCAGCAAGAGCCGGCCAUCAGCUCAACCGAAACCUCUACGAGACCUUCGCUGGACAAACUCCGACAAGCUUCCACAACCGCGUCUAUCCGGUUCAGGGCUUCCAGAGCCUUUCCCCAUCAACACCACACCCCUUGAAGCGCAGUGUAUCGUUCACCUCGCCAUCCUACGGCGGUAACUUUGCGCAAUACAAUCCACGCAACUUCGCCGAUCCCGCAUCUCUCUAUAGAGAGCCUCAUGGCUAUGCGCCUCCCAUCAUGGACAGGGGGGCUGCAGCUCUCACACACCAAACGGCGCCCAACCUUCCUUCUCAAAACCCUUCGAAUCCGACAUCAGCUUCCAAAACUGAGCUCGCUCGCGCUGCUUCUACGGCAACAGGACACCUGAAAUCACAGCAUCAAUCCGCACUGAACUCCCACAAACAAUCGUCGCCCUCCGAUUCUAAGCCCAAAUCCUCGGCAUCAUCAGUUGCUCCUGCUGCUGCUGCAUCUGGAACCCAAAACCCCACCGCUGCUGUUGCCGAGUCCGCUCCCAAUACCCGGUUGCCCAAACCCCCGCUGGUCUAUACUCCCCAGACCCUCCCCGAUCGUCGAGUACCUGCUCAACUCGCCGCUCAUAAUCUGAAGCUGUGACAUAUCCUUCAAUGACAACCCUUUUGUUCUUUUUGUUUUUGGUGUUUGAUUACUUCUUGAGGUUUCACGGUUGGCUUUGGUGUCGAAUCCAAUCAACCAA